Pyricularia pennisetigena is the source of this 1749-nucleotide messenger RNA. RefSeq lists its product as uncharacterized. The coding region runs from base 1 to 1749 and encodes 582 amino acids. The transcript is spliced from 2 exons. Gene Ontology annotation, cellular component: nucleus. Lineage: Eukaryota; Fungi; Ascomycota; Sordariomycetes; Magnaporthales; Pyriculariaceae. Gene Ontology annotation, biological process: double-strand break repair via nonhomologous end joining. Gene Ontology annotation, molecular function: DNA binding; DNA-directed DNA polymerase activity. The record is from RefSeq and is a predicted model, not a curated record.
AUGGCUCUUGACUUCCCAGUCAUUUAUCUGCUCGCCUCGCACAUGGAUCCGGAUGAACUAUAUUCUAUCGAGGAUCAGAUACCUACUCUCACAUAUGACGUAAGGGAAGCAGAAGUUGUGAUUGGUAAGGUCGGCAAGAGGGAAAGGGCCCUGUUUGAGCUCCGUAGGAUCGGACUCAAGACUACCGAGGUGCCAUUAGGAAACCUCGAGGCAGAUGAGCCACCGAAAAAGCGAAGGAGAGUGUCAGAGCACGAUGAAAACCAGGGCCCGAAGACCAUAGUGGGUGACGCCACAACUCCUACAACCGUGGGAAGCCUCAUCAAGGUGGCCAAGUUGGCAUGGUUUACCGAUUCGAUCGCCAAAGGAGAAGUGCUUCCUAUAGACGGUUAUGUUGUUUACCAGGGCAUAAAUCUGGGAAGAGAAGAGCCGCUCCCACCUAGCAAUCAUGUCGUGGCCAGCUUCAAGGGAGGUGCUGCAACCGAGCAAGCUGGUGCUGGCAGCUUUCAUUCGAUACCUUCGUUCAAGAGACGACGAGAUCCGCCCCAGUCCUACAUACCGCACCUAAUGCCCGAAUCAACGUCGGAACACGACGCCGCGGAGAACCUACCCCCGCUACCAAGCUUCCUCCACAGUGUAUACUCUUGUCAGCGGCCUACACCUGCCGACCCUCCAAACUCGGCAUUUAUUGAGCAGCUGAAGGAGAUAAGGACCACUAGGCUGCUAAACGGAGACUCCAUCGGCGUGCGGGCGUACUCGACUGCGAUAGCAAGCCUUGCCGCUUACCCAUACACCUUGACGACACACAUAGAGGUCCAAAGGCUGCCUGGAUGCAACGAGAAAAUCGCCAUCCUUUAUCAGGAAUGGAAACACACCGGCAAGAUUAGGGAGGUCGAGGAGGCCGCGCAAGAUCCCAGACUCAAGGUUCUCCGGGAAUUCCAUUCGACGUGGGGCGUGGGCGCCACGACCGCGGGGGAUUGGUACAACAAAGGAUGGAGGGAUCUCGACGACGUCGUCGAAUAUGGCUGGGAAUCGCUCACGCGCGUCCAGCAGAUCGGCAUCAAAUACUACGACGAACUUCAGCUGAAGAUACCCCGAGAGGAGGUCGAAAAGAUUGCCAGUGUAGUUCUCCAGCAUGCCAAUAAGAUUCGAAGUGGCUUUCAGAUGGUCAUAGUUGGCGGUUAUCGCAGGGGCAAAGCUGAAAGCGGCGACGUCGACCUGAUUCUCAGCCACCCAGACGAGUCCGCGACAUACAGGUUUGUUACAAAGCUCGUAGAUGGCCUCUCGGAUAGCGACUACGUCACGCACACUCUGAGCUACACUUUGAAGAAUUCGGAGAGGGGCCAGAUGCCUGUAGCCUGGAAGGGGAGUGCUCCCAAGCCACCCGGUUCAGGCUUUGACACGUUAGACAAGGCUUUGGUGGUGUGGCAGGAACCGAAGCCAGGUGCUAAACAGAAUCCGAACCCCCACCGCCAGGUGGACAUCAUCAUCAGCCCCUGGAAGACGGCAGGCUGUGCUGUCCUUGGCUGGACUAGCGGGACCACAUUCCAGCGAGAUAUGCGCAAGUACUGCAAGGAAAAGCUGAAUCUCAAGUUCGACAGCAGUGGCAUCCGGUCGCGGGCUAAUGGCCGGUGGGUGGACUUGGAGAGCAGAAAUGGCGUGCCGGCGCCAGAUAUGCUCACUGCAGAAAGGAGGGUCUUCGAGGGACUGAAGUUGGAGUGGCGGCCACCAACGGAGAGGAAUACGGGCUGA